AUGGACACCAGUAUUAUUGUAUUAUUCAAACUUCAUUAUCGUUACCUACAACUUCAACAUGCAAUUGAUCGUGACGAAACCAGGAAGAAAGAUAUAUAUAAAGUCAAUCAAUUGCAGAGAUGUUGGUUCCGCAUGAAAGUCGUAUCUCCUCGUGAUGAAAGCAGAGUACCUGUUGCCCCCACUAUUGUUGAAAGUAUUGAUGAUUUUACUAAUGAAGAUCUGAUCCAAGCUGCGAUAGAAGUGGAACAGGUAGAAGAGGAAUUCGUAAUGCCACCCCUAACUGGAGAAGAGCAAUUGAAUAUUUUGCGUAGUGCCUUGAGAAUCGUAGAUGAAAGAAUUGAUAAUGGUGGUAUUAUAAUAAAAUCCUUACGCAAGCUACAGUCCUGUAUUCGAGAAAAGGUUUGGGAAAAAAAAGAUAAGAAGCAAGUCCAACAUAGAUUGGAUCAAUACUUUACUUGA
Racocetra persica is the source of this 459-nucleotide messenger RNA. NCBI's taxonomy places the organism in Eukaryota, Fungi, Glomeromycota, Glomeromycetes, Diversisporales, Gigasporaceae. The record is from the annotation of a GenBank genome assembly.